AUGGCUUCAGUGACUUCUCUCGAUAAAGACUUGCGCAAUAUGCGCCUGUCCCGCUAUACCCCGCAGGCAGCCGCGGAGGUGCAAGACUGGAUUGAGGAAAUGCUUCAUGAGAAGCUGCCGUCGCAAGACUUGCUCGAAGGUCUGAAGAGCGGUGUUGCUCUCUGCAAACUAGUAAACCUCGCCGUGUCACCGGGGGUGAAGUAUAAAUCGUUGCCUGCACCCUUUGUACAGAUGGAGAACAUCUCGCAUUUCUUGCGCGCAUGCCAACUGCCACCUCUCAAUCUCCCUCCGCACGACGUCUUCUUGACGGUGGAUCUCUACGAGGCCAAGGAUCCCGCGCAAGUCCUACAAUGUUUGGCAGCAUUCAGUCGCCGGGCUAAUGCCCUUGAGCCCGGCAAGUUCCCUCGUACAGUUGGCCCCCAAAGCAAGCGCAAUGUGAUCAGCCCCAAUGCGACGGGAUCCUCCGGCGGGGGAUAUACUCCCCGGUCAGCACGCUCUUCUAGCAAUGUAGGGGACGCAAAUCCUCCCUUGCCCGCUCGGGCAGGCACUCCGACAAAGUCUUCCGGGUCCUAUAGUACUUGGGCCAAGAAGGGAGAUGAACAGGCAACUACCCCGGCCUGGAAUAUCCACCAAUAUGGCUACAUUGGUGGGGCUAGUCAAGGCAACCAAGGAAUUGCGUUUGGUGCUCGCCGACAGAUCACGACACCCGGACCUGCUGUUCCAAGUCUUGCGGAGAAGGAAAAGCGCAGGCGUGAGGAAGAAGACCGAAUCCGUCAAGAGAAUACAGAGAGGGACGAGGCUGAGCGUGCUCGUCAGCAUCAGAUCGAAGAAGAGGAGGCUCGGGCCAAGGCGGAAGAGAAGCGACGAUGGGAAGAAGAAACUGCCCGCGUGAGAGAGGAAGAGCGGAUCAAGAUGGAGACGGAGAGGAAGCGUUGGGACGAGGAGAAGCGUCAGUGGGAAGAAGACGAGGCGCGCCGCGCCGCGGAAGAGAAAGACGUCGAGGCGCGCCUGGAGGAGGAACGUCAACGCAGACGCAGUCAGAACGACAACCGUCUUAAUGGUCAAUUCUUGAGCCAAUACCAGGCUACUCAAACUAGCGAUGCUUCCAGCGGAGUAAGAUCCGCCGAGGAGACACCCGAAAGCCGACGUAUCAAAGAGCUCGAGCGGGAGCUUCAGCAAGCGAAGGAGCGGGAGCGCCAGUACGAGACUGGACGCCAGGAGAUGCAGUCUCCUCAACCCACUGGUGAAGCCCGGUCUCACAGCCGUCCACGCCCCGUGCCUCCUAAGCCAAGUUACAGUCUCUCGUCGCUUGAGCAAGAACGACUACUGCUUCGCGGCGAAUGGCAGAACAACCAAGAAAUGCCAGUCACUUCAGAAGAACCCGAAGCCGCCGAGCAACAAGCACCACCCCCAGCUCCUCGCCCUCUCCCAGAGCCAAAGCCAUCAUCCCUCUCUAUGCAGCCAACACUCCCACCCCGAGACCUCCCUCAACCCCCUCGUCCCCUCCCAGACCCAGUCGCCUACAACGCCAACCGCAACCGCCAAAGCCGCGUAGACAACUUCCUCUCUUCAAACCCAGCCCCUGCCCCCGCAGCUCCAGCCGCACACAGGCCCCAGGACUACAGCACAACCUCCGAAGUCGACGAAGAGAACGCCCGGCGCUUAGCCUCGCAGCAAAAGACCAAGGCUGGCGGAUGGGCAUCAAAGUCCCUGCUUGAGCGCGAGAUGGAGCGUGAACGUGCCCGCCAGGAAGAGUGGGAAGAAAACCAGAAACAGACUGUCGCCGCUGCCGAGCGUGGUGCUAACGAUCCCACUCAUGGCUCCGGACCCGGUCAGUCAUGGGAUGUUCACCAGUAUGGGUACAUGGGUGGUGAUAAUCAGAACCGCGGCGGUGUUGGACUUGGUGUUGGUGGUGCCAGGCGUCAGAUUAUUGGGCCCCGGCCGCCUCGGUGA
This is a messenger RNA of Penicillium nucicola, 1953 nucleotides long. RefSeq names its product calponin homology domain protein. Gene Ontology annotation, molecular function: protein binding. Lineage: Eukaryota; Fungi; Ascomycota; Eurotiomycetes; Eurotiales; Aspergillaceae. The coding region runs from base 1 to 1953 and encodes 650 amino acids. The record is from RefSeq and is a predicted model, not a curated record. The transcript is spliced from 2 exons.